Messenger RNA from Mirounga angustirostris (Northern elephant seal), 2454 nucleotides. It is a transcript of the gene IL17RC, whose product is annotated as interleukin 17 receptor C. The coding region runs from base 213 to 2411 and encodes 732 amino acids. The record is from RefSeq and is a predicted model, not a curated record. NCBI's taxonomy places the organism in Eukaryota, Metazoa, Chordata, Mammalia, Carnivora, Phocidae. Gene Ontology annotation, molecular function: interleukin-17 receptor activity. The transcript is spliced from 19 exons.
CCGAAAGCACUCCGGCUGGACGGGGACAGGAUUCAGGACUCCCGGGAGAGGGGGUGCUCAAGCCCGCACUGGGACCCCAGGCUGAAGAGGGAUUCCGGCCCCUCGUGCCCACAGGCUUGGGGCUGAGUGGGAGCAGAGGUACCGUGUCUGCCCCCCCCUUUGGGGGGGGCAGGACAGGGCCUUGGGCCUUGGUGCCUCCUGGUACCUGGAAGAUGCCUGUGCCUUGGUUCCUGUUGUCCUUGGCACUGGGCCGAAGCCCCAUGGUCCUCUCUUUGGAGAAGCUUAUGGGGCCUCAGGACACUGCCCGCUGCUCUCCAGGCCUUUCCUGCCACCUCUGGGAUGGUGACGUGCUCUGCCUGCCUGGGAGCAUCGUGUCUGCCCCGGGCCCUGUGCUGGUGCCCACGCGCCUGCAGACAGAGCUGGUGCUGAGGUGCCACCAGGAGACUGACUGUGACCUCUGCGUGCGUGUGGCCAUCCACUUGGCUGUGCAUGGGCACUGGGAAGAGCUUAAAGAUGAGGACAAGUUUGGAAUAGCAGCUGAUCCAGAGCUUGAGGAGCCUAGGAACGCCUUUCUCCAGGCCCAAGUGGUGCUCUCCUUCCAGGCCUACCCCACUGCCCGCUGCGUCCUGCUGGAGGUGCAAGUGCGUGCUGCCCUCGCGCAGCCUGGUCAGUCUGUGGGUUCUGUAGUAUUUGACUGCUUCGAGGCUGCUCUGGGGGCUGAGGUGCGACUCUGGUCCUACACUCAGCCCAGGUACCAGAAGGAACUCAACCUCACACAACAGUUGCCUGACUGCAAGGGGCUUGAAGUCCGGGACAGCAUCCAGAGCUGCUGGGCCCUGCCCUGGCUCAGUGUGUCUGCCGAUGGCGAUGAUGUGCACCUGGUGCUGGACGUCUCUGAGGAGCAGCACUUUGGCCUCUCCCUGUACUGGAACCAGGUCCAGGGCCCUACAAAACCCUGGUGGCACAGCAACCUGACCGGGCCACAGAACAUUACUUUGAACCACACAGACCUGUUUCCCUGCCUUUGUAUUCAGGUGUGGCCUCUAGAGCCCGACUCUGUCAGGACGAGCCUCUGCCCCUUUAGGGAGGAUCCCCGGGCACACAGGAACCUCUGGCGUGCAGCCCGGCUGAGGCUACUGCCCCCCCGGGGCUGGCAGCUAAAUGCACCCUGUUCACUGCUUGCUGAGGCCACUCUGUGUUGGCAGGCACCAGGCGGCGUCCCCUGCCAGUCGCUGGUCCCACCGCUGUCCCGAGCAAAUGUCACUGUAAACAAAACACUUGAGUUGCCAUUGCUGAAUGCCCACCCCAACCUCUGUGUCCAGCAGGUGAGCAGCUGGGAGAAGCUGCAGCUACAGGAGUGCUUGUGGGCUGACUCCCUUGGGGCCCUCAAGGAUGAUAUGCUGCUGGUAGAGACACGAGGCCCCCAGGACAACAGAUCACUCUGUGCCUUGGAGCCCAGUGGCUGCACCCCACUACUCAGCAGGGCCUCCACGCUGCAGCUUGAUGGUCUCCUAAGUGUGGUGCCCCUAAGUGACAGCCUCCCUUUGGCUUGGCAGAGGGCCGCUCGCCUUGGAGAGCAGUUACUACAAGACCUGCAGUCAGGCCAGUGUCUGCAGCUGUGGGAAGAUGACCUGAGAGCACUAUGGGCCUGCCCCAUGGACAAGUACGUUCACCAGCGCUGGGCCCUGGUGUGGCUGGCCUGCCUACUCUUGGCCUCUGUGCUUUUCCUUCUCUUCCUUUUCAAAAAGGACCACGUGAAAGGGUGGCUGAGGCUCUUGAAGGAGGACCUCCGCGCGGGGGCUGCCCCCAGGGGCCGCGCGGCUCUGCUCCUCUACUCGGCGGAGGACCCGGGCUUCGAGCGCUUGGUGGGCGCCCUGGCCUCGGCGCUGUGCCAGCUGCCGCUGCGGGUGGCCGUGGACCUCUGGAGCCGUCGUGAACUGAGUGCGCAGGGACCCCUGGCCUGGUUCCACGCGCAGCGGCGCCAGACCCUGCAGGACGGCGGCGUGGUAGUCCUGCUCUUCUCGCCCGGGGCCGUGGCGCUGUGCCACGAGUGGCUGCAGGACGGGGCGGCAGCGUCCGCCCCGCACGGCCCGCACGACGCCUAUGCCGCCUCGCUGAGCUGCGUGCUGCCCGACUUCCUGCAGGGCCGGGCGCCCGGCCGCUACGUGGGGGCCUACUUCGACGGACUGCUCCACUCGGAGGCCGUGCCCGCCCUUUUCCGCAGCGUACCGGUCUUCUCCCUGCCCUCCCAGUUGCCCGACUUCCUGGGGACCCUGCAGGGGCCUGCCGCCCCCCGUCCCGGGCGGCUCGGGGAGAAGGCGAAGCAAGUGUCCCGGGCCCUGCAGCCCGCCCUGGACCAGCUGCUUCAGGCUCCCGGGGCUCCUGGGGACUGCACGCGGGAUGGCACGUGAGGCAGGGGAGACGACUCGAAUAAAGGCAGACGCUAUUUUUCUA